AUGCAGCCGCAGUCUGAGAAGCCCAAGCGGGCUCCACGGAAGCAUGUCACCACCGCUUGUGUUCCUUGUCGGGAGAGCAAGAUCAGGUGCGACGGUGCCACCCCGAACUGCCACAACUGCGAGAAGAAGGGAAAGGAUUGUAAAUACCAACACGGUGAUGAUAAGCGGAACGCAGGAUCAAACUGCUGGUCAAUUUGUUUAUCCGCGCAGCCAAACAAGGCUGACCGUAUCCUUGCCAGAGUGUCUCUCCGCGCUGCGACGGAGCUAUUUUCCGCAAGAAUAGACCAAUUAUGCCAGUUCAUCUACGAUCAUGGUCUGGAACCGCCCCCGAUGAAACCCGAAGAUGAGGCGGGCAUGAACAGGGUUCUGGAUACCCUCCAAAUCCCUCGAGGGCUGGCGAAAAGGAGGGAUUCUGUGGCAUCUGGUGGGAACAGUGCGCAGCCCCAACCCGUUACUCAAUCCCCGGCCCACACACCAUCCCCUCUUCCUUCUUUGAGCCGUCAACUAGGCGGCACUGAGGAUGUACCCAAGGUCUCCUCUCCAUCGCACAGUGUACUUCCCAGCCAGGGUCUCAUACCGCCGGUUGAAAGAAGCCAAGUGGCUAUGAACCCUUUGGCGAUGAACCCGGGGUUGUCCGCCAAUUAUCCUUCGACGCACUGGGGUUUCACUCUCCCCACGGCAGAGAGCUUAGAUGCUCUAUAUGCCAACAUAGAUGGCGCUUCUAAUCGCUCUAAUGAAAACAGUACUAGUCCAGAUAGCCUGCAGUUCACACCAGAUAUCACCCAACAGCCGGGCGUUCUGUUGAGCCAAGCGUGGGACCGAGACAACGACUCUGAUAGUGGUGAGGAAGAUGAAGCCGAAAAAGACGUUAUCGAACAGAUUUCGCAUCGCAUCGGAACUUUGAAGAUUGCUGGAGAUGGACACCUCAGAUUUUAUGGAGCUACUUCCAAUCUGAAUCUCGUGGAUGUGUCUGCGACACAACAACGCCAACGUCCAGAUGCACGGACCGUCCGGCAUGAUGGACAGGAUAUAUUGAAUCAUCUGCGGGUAGGGCAGCCUGUUGACCAGGCCUUUGAGGAUCAUCUUGUUGAACUCUACUUCACAUGGCAAAAUCCUAGCACCUACGUGGUCGAUAAGGAUAUGUAUAUGGAUGCGAGGAUGAAAUGGAGGAACGACUUGAUUGAUACACCAUUUUAUUCGGAGGUUCUAACAAAUGCCAUGUGCGCCAUCGGGAGUGCAUUCGAAGUCCGAUAUCAUCCCACCUUUAUCACGUUUCCUAAAUCGCUUUCAGAGUUCUUUGCAGACAGAGCCAAGGCUCUUCUGGAGAUUGAACUGGAUUCACCUUGUGUUGCGACAGUCCAAGCUCUUGUUAUUCUCAGCUCUCACGAGGGUUCCUCCAAUCGCGAUGCCAGAGGUUGGCUCUAUAGCGGGAUGUCAAUGCGACUCGCAUUUGAUCUCGGGCUGCACUUGGAUACGACACCUUAUGUUCAAAAGGGCGACAUAAGUGCUCAUGAGGCCGACGUACGUAGGAUUGCAUUCUGGGGCAGCUAUACUGCGGAUCACUUUUGGGGUUUCUACCUGGGAAGGCCCUUCCGAAUGAACGCUGGGGACAUCACUAUCCCAAAGCCUGCUUCCGAUUUGGGGGCUGAAAAGGAAGGCAUGUGGCACCCUUAUGGGCUCCCAAUGAAGUCAGACCUAUUGGAGAACGGAUUGAGAAAUCCGAACGAGCUGAUCAGUCGACAAUUUGCCGUUCUUUGGGAGAUCGUAUCGCCCGUCGGCCACAUCCUCUACGGCUGUUCCGACAUUCCACGCCAUGAUCUGCAAAGGCUUUGCCACAGAGUUACAGAUGACCUUUUCGCUUGGAAAGCCAAUUUGCCGUCCAGCCUGGAUGUUGACCUCGCAAAUGACAAUGUCCCGAAACUACCUCACCUCUUAGUGCUGCACAUGCAAUACCAUCAAAUCGUCAUCUUCACCCACCGACCAUGGGUCUCGAAGAGCUACAUCCAACCGCGCAGCCCACGCCAAGGCCCCGGAUACCACCACGCUCGACGAAUGUGCGUCGAGUCGUCGAUAGCAAUUGCCCGACUCCUCCACAUCUAUGAGAAACACUACACAUUCCGGCGUAUGAACAACCAAGUCGUCGCCAUGAUUUUUAGCGCGGCUCUCAUGCUCCUUUACGUCACCAUCUCGAGUUCCCGACCAGGCGGAGACACCGCCAGCAGCAACGCAGAAAUGGUCGCCUACCUGAACCUCUGCUUCCGCGCCCUCGACGAAAUAGGCCAGUCAUUCGAAAACGCCAAACGCACCCGUGACUUCCUGGUCAGUCUGCAACGGCGCUGGCAAGCGCACAUGCGACGAUCCGGAGCUCUGAAGCGCCAAACGAGCCGUCAGCAGCUCUCUUCUCAACAGCCAACAGGACGCAUCUCAGAUGCAGAGGCAUCACGAAAGAAGUCCCGUGUUACCGCUCCGAAGAAUCAAGCCGCUGUUCCUCUAUCCUUUAACAAUACGUCUUCAAUUACAGCCCCAGGUCUUUCAUUCACCCAGCCUCAGUCUCAGUUGCAUAACAGACCAGGACAGCCAGCUUCCGACUCGACACAGCAUUUGGGCGCAUGUCACCCCGGAGAGCUGGACUGGAUCCGGGAUUCAGAUUUACAACUGCUCUCCGAGAAUCUGGGUGAUAGCAGGUUCCCUCACAUGGGGAAUACAACUACAUAUGGGGGAGACCCGACCUUGCCUAGUUUGGCUGAUAUUGAGCCGUGGUGGGAUUCGCCUAAUGGGACUACUACUUUCGGGGGUUCUUCGUUAUAA
Messenger RNA from Aspergillus niger, 2808 nucleotides. RefSeq lists its product as uncharacterized. Gene Ontology annotation, molecular function: DNA binding; zinc ion binding; DNA-binding transcription factor activity, RNA polymerase II-specific. The transcript has 8 exons. Bases 1 to 2808 code for a protein of 935 amino acids. Lineage: Eukaryota; Fungi; Ascomycota; Eurotiomycetes; Eurotiales; Aspergillaceae. The record is from RefSeq and is a predicted model, not a curated record. Gene Ontology annotation, biological process: DNA-templated transcription; regulation of DNA-templated transcription.